AUGGCCGCCGUCCCGCCCGACUCCUGGCAGCCGCCCACCGUCUCCAUGGAGACCACGAUGGGCCCGCUGGUGCUGGAGCUGUACUGGAAACACGCCCCCCGCACCUGCAAGAACUUCGCCGAACUCUGCCGCCGCGGCUACUACAACGGCACCAAGUUCCACCGCGUCAUCAAGGACUUCAUGGUGCAGGGGGGGGACCCCACCGGCACCGGCCGCGGCGGCGCCUCCAUCUACGGCAAACAGUUCGAGGACGAGCUGCACCCCGAGCUGAAGUUCACCGGCGCUGGAAUCUUGGCCAUGGCCAACGCGGGGCCGGACACCAACGGCAGCCAGUUCUUCCUGACGCUGGGGCCGGCGCAGUGGCUGGACGGGAAACACAGCAUCUUUGGGAGGGUGUGCCAGGGCAUGGGGGUGCUGGGCCGGCUGGCCAUGGUGGAGACCAACGCUCAGGAUCGGCCCCUCGACGACGUCAAGGUCAUCAAGGCGUUUCCUUCGGGGUAGUGGGG
Gavia stellata (red-throated loon) is the source of this 506-nucleotide messenger RNA. RefSeq names its product peptidylprolyl isomerase like 1 (gene PPIL1). Gene Ontology annotation, cellular component: catalytic step 2 spliceosome. NCBI's taxonomy places the organism in Eukaryota, Metazoa, Chordata, Aves, Gaviiformes, Gaviidae. Gene Ontology annotation, molecular function: peptidyl-prolyl cis-trans isomerase activity. The record is from RefSeq and is a predicted model, not a curated record. Gene Ontology annotation, biological process: protein peptidyl-prolyl isomerization; protein folding.